GUUAUGAGAAGAAAAUAGAAGGCGUCAGAUCCUGACAGAAGGUAGCGACGUUUCUAACCAGGGCAUUUAAUGCUAACGUGUGUUACACAGUUGAAUGGUUAGGAAAGUACGUUUUCGAGGACAUGGCGCGACUGAAAGGAGCGCAGCUACUUUUCCGUGCUGGACAUUACAUUUCACUUUGCGCCCUCCUUGUUUUUUGUAUCACCUCUCUAAACCCCGUCAAUGCUGUCGCUACGCCGAGGGUCCUGAAAGGCACUACGCCAGAUGAGGGGGAAUCCUACAGCAAAUACUACAACUAUGAGGAUCUGACUCGACUGUUGAAAUCCCUGGCAGCGAAAUAUCCACAUAUUGCCGAUUUAACGAGCAUCGGGCAGUCCGUGGUGCACCGAGAGCUGUGGGUAAUGCGAAUCACAAAGGAUCCUCAUGUCGAUCUACCAGGGAAACCUAAAGUCAAAUACGUGGGGAAUAUGCACGGGGAUGAGACUAUUUCUAGACAGGUCUUGGUGUAUUUGGUGGAGUAUUUGCUUGAUCGAUAUGGCUCUGAUCCACGUGUGACCGAGUUGGUCAACAACACGGAUAUUUACAUCAUGCCAAGUAUGAACCCCGAUGGCUUUGAGAAGUCCAUAGAGGGGGACUGUAACGGAGACGCCGGUGGUCGGGAGAAUGCUAACAGCCGUGACCUCAACAGAAGUUUUCCAGACCAGUUUGCCAACAUCAAUGUCCCAGAAUCGGAGAUCCCCGAAGUCAUGGCUGUCAUAAAAUGGAUCCAAGAUAACAAGUUUGUGCUGUCUGCGAACCUCCACGGAGGGACGGUGGUGGCCAGCUACCCGUUCGAUGACUCUCCCCGCCACCUGACGGAGGGCUUCUACAGCCGCACCUCAGACGAUGCCCUGUUCAGGCACCUGGCGCGGGUCUACGCCUCCAACAACCCCGCCAUGGACAAGGGCGAGCCCAACUGCAAGGACGCGCCCGACGAGCGCUUCAAGGAUGGCAUCACCAACGGCGCCCGGUGGUAUGACGUGCCUGGUGGGAUGCAGGAUUACAACUACCUGCAUGGAAACUGCCUGGAGACGACGAUGGAGCUGAGCUGCUGCAAGUACCCGCCCGCCUCGGAGCUGCUGCGGGAGUGGGAGAACAACCGGCAGGCCCUGCUGGCCUACAUGGAGCAGGCCCACAUCGGAGUGCGAGGGUUUGUGAGAGACGCCAGGAACGGGGCGGCGUUGCCAGACGUCAGGAUUUUAGUGGCGGGCAUCAAUCACAACAUCACUACGGGGCGCUUCGGAGACUAUUACCGACUGCUGCUGCCAGGGAACUACAACGUUACUGCCAUGGCUGAAGGGUACACGCCCAUGGUUGUUACCAACGUACAGGUUGUGGAAGGCAAAGCCUCGGAGCUCAACUUCACCCUGGCCCCCUUGGCUGCUGAUACCCCUGCCGCCGCCGCUGCUGCUGGUGCCGUGACCUCUAAACCCCCUACAGCGACCACCACCACCACCGCCACCCCUGCCAGCCCCACCGAAAACACGGCAGCCCACACAGGCAAUGACGGCGGUGGUGCCAUCCCAGAGAAUUCUGGCUCGGAGACCAGCGCAGAGUCCGGCUCCUCCACGUCUGGUUCUGCUGCUGACCCGGCUUCUCCUCCUGCCGGGGGUGGUGCUGGUGCUGGGUCCGGGUCCGGUACCGUUGCCACGGAGCCGGUGGAGCCCGAGGACUUUCGGCACCACCACUACCAAGACAUGAUGCUCUUCCUGCUCAAGUACAGUGCCAAGUGUCCCGCCAUCACGCACCUCUACUCCGUAGGCAAGUCAGUGGAGGGCCGCGAGCUGUACGUCAUGGAGAUCUCCGACAACCCCGGGAUGCAUGAGCCAGGUGAGCCUGAGUUCAAGUACAUCGGCAACAUGCACGGUAACGAGGUGGUGGGCCGCGAGCUGCUGCUCAACCUCAUCGAAUACCUGUGCCGUAACUAUGGCGUUGACCCCGAGGUCACGCUGCUGGUCAACAGCACACGCAUACACAUCAUGCCCUCCAUGAACCCUGACGGCUACGAGAAGGGCAGGGAAGGUGACGUUCGUGGAUACGCAGGGCGAAACAACAGCAACAACUACGACCUGAACCGGAACUUCCCAGACCAGUACACCACCAUCACAGAGCCACGGCAACCGGAGACCAUCGCCGUGAUGAACUGGCUGAGGUCCUAUCCCUUUGUGCUGUCUGCCAACCUCCACGGAGGGUCGCUGGUCGUGAAUUACCCGUACGACGAUGACCCCGCAGGCCGCACGCAAUACAGCAAAUCGCCGGACGACGAGGUUUUCAAAAUGGUCGCCCGUGCCUACUCUGAGGAGAACGUCCUUAUGCACAACGGGCACCCCUGUGAGAAACUUUACCCUUCGGAGUUCUUCAAAGACGGCAUCACCAAUGGCGCCAAGUGGUACAAUGUCCCAGGAGGCAUGCAGGACUGGAACUAUGUGAACACCAACUGUUUUGAGGUGACCAUUGAGCUGGGCUGUGUCAAGUACCCUCAUGCCAGCGACCUGCGCAGCUACUGGGAGCAGAACCGCAGAGCCCUGCUGCGCUACAUGCACCAGGUCCACAAAGGAGUGAAAGGGAUGGUCAUUGACCUGACCGAUGGCACCGGCAUCCCCAAUGCCACCAUCAGCGUGGACGGCAUCAACCACCACGUUAGGACCUACAAGGAUGGCGACUACUGGAGACUUCUGGCGCCCGGUGUAUACAACAUCACGGCCACUGCACAAGGCUACUCCCCCAUGCGCAUCACAGUCAGCGUCCAGGAGAAGGAGGCUAUGGAGGUCAACUUCCGGCUGCCGCGGCUGGGAGGCGCCGGCGGCCUUAGCGGCGGCGAGGGCUCGGACCCGGUGACGAGGGGAGCGGCGGAGCUGGCGGACCAGGAGUUCCAGGGCUUCAUCAGGCGCCUGUCCAUCGGCUCCGGGCUGGACCAGCUGAUCCUGGACACCUCGGCCACGGCCACGCAGGGCAGCCUCAGCUACCACAACUACCAGGGCCUGUCCGAGUUCAUGCGCGGCCUCAACCUCAACUUCCCCAAGAUCGUCUCGCUGCGCAAUCUGGGUCAGAGUUGGGAGUACAGGACCAUCUGGGCGCUGGAGAUCUCCAACAACCCGGACGUUCCGGAACCCUCCAAGCCCAAGAUCCGCUUCAUGGCCGGUAUCCACGGCAACGCGCCGGUGGGCACAGAGCUGCUGCUGGAGUUUGCCACGUACCUGUGCAUGAACUACGGCAAGAACCCGGCCAUCACCAGGCUCAUCAAUGAGACCAGGAUCAUCAUCGUGCCCUCCAUCAACCCAGACGGCCGGCAGCAGGCCCGUGAGCAGCAGUGCAACUCCACCCUGGGCAAGACCAACGCCCGUGGGAAAGACCUGGACACUGACUUCUUUGGUAAUGCCUCCCAGCGUGUGGUGGAGGCUCAGCCGGAGACCCGUGCGGUGAUGGACCUGAUCCUGGAGAAGGGCUACACUCUGUCUGUGGCGCUGGAUGGAGGCUCCGUCCUGGCCACCUACCCUUAUGAUAAGCCCGUGCAGUCAGUUGAAAAUGAAGAGACACUGAAGUAUCUGGCAAAGGUUUACGCUGACAACCAUCCCACCAUGCCUGGAGACACGGGAUGUCCUGGGGAAAGCACAACAAUGAAUGGUGGCUUUCUGCGGGCUGCGGAGAAGCACAGCCACAUGGGCAGCAUGAAGGACUUCAGCAUGGAUUUUGGCCACUGUCCUGAGAUCACGGUGUACACCAGCUGCUGUCUGUUCCCCCCUGCUGACCGGCUGGCCGCUCUCUGGGCCGAGAACAGGAAGCCGCUGCUCCGCAUGCUGGUGGAGGUGCAUAAGGGUGUGCGUGGAGUGGUGCGGGACAAGAGCGGGAAGCCUAUCGUGGGUGCCAUGAUCGUGCUGAAUGGGGGCGUGCGGGUCUUCACCAGCGAGGGAGGAUACUUCCACGCACUCCUCGCCCCUGGCUCUCACAACAUCGAGGCCGUCGCCGAGGGAUACCAACAACAACGACAAGAGGUGAUAGUGUCUGCCUAUCAAGCUGCCAUGUCCAUUGUCAUUGAGUUCGACAUGGACAACCGUAUAUUUGGCCUGCCCAGGGAGUUUGUUGUGGCCACUGCAGCUGCCUCCAUGACGGCCCUCAUCGUCACGGCCUGCAUCAUCUGGUGCGUUUGCUCGGCCAAGUCCAACCGGCAGAAGGACGGCUUCCACCGGCUGCGGCAGCAACAUGACUACGACGACGAGAUCCACCUGACCUCCAUGGGCUCCAAGAAGUCGCUGCUCAGCCACGAGUUCCAGGACGACAGCGAGAGCGAAGAGGACACGCUCUACGCCAACAAGAUGUAACGCAAGAUGUUGGCCACCGCACAGCACCGCACUGGGACAGAGCCUCCCAACCGCCAUGCCAUGCCGUGCUCCCGUCGCCUCCUGCCUUUCCCUACCGUACCUACCUGCGCCAACCUGCCCCCUACCGCACUAGCCCUUUCUCAUGUGCACCGCUCAAGGUCGCCUCCCUGCUGGAGACUCUGAGAAGUGCAUCAAAAGGCAAUCCCCCAUCCAUACAAAGACAUACAGUACAUACACAAAUAUAAAUGUCUAUUCCCCCAACUCCCCCAAUAACUAAUGAGGACCCAAUUCGGGGCCCCCUCUCUCUCUGGGCCUGGGACAAUGGACCCUUUUGUCUCCCAAUAUCAGCUACCCUACUCCACACUAUCCUGCAUCAGAGACUUCUGGUUACUCAGACUCGGCAUGUGGCUGCUGUACCCUAGAAGAGACAGCAGGUGGCACAGUGCUGUGAGUGACCAUACCCCCCCUAACCCCUUGAACUACUGCCCUCCCCUCCACAGUGCUCACACAGAGACUGCCACUGUGUUUGCACCACUGCUGCCCCCUAGAGUCAAAAAUCAAAAAUGUGGAUGCCAUCACCUCCUCCCUAUUUUGUUGUCCGUCCUCUCCAAAGCAAGUCCAACAACCUUAGCUAGUAACCACAUGGCACCCGCCUGUGCCGCGUCAUGUCUGUCUGUUGAAUUGAUCGAAGAAAAAACCCAACCCCUCUGGAGUGAUUUCAUGCAAUACAGUGCCUUGAGAGAUGUCGGUCGAGGGGGUUCAGUUCAUUCGCCUGCCUUCCUGCCGCGGCAGCACGACUUGUGAGCGUGUAUGUGUGUUGUAUGUAGAUGAAUUGGUGGUGCAAGGCAGCAAAAGUUGGUUGCUCUCUCUUUCUCUCUCAAGUAGAAUGGAAAGUGGUCGACUCAGGUUCCCUUUCCUGGGUUGUGGUUGUAGCACGACGACACACACAUACAUACAAGAAGAUGAGGUGUCGGAAGAGUGGAAAUCACUGCUAGCAUUGCUAGCUUUGCCUCAUGUGGACGGUGUGUUCUCUGUGUGUAUGGGGGAGGGUGUCCUGACUUAGGGAAGUUUACAAAACAAUGUUGAGCCAUGUCUAAAUUCAAUAUAAAAUGUCUAGUUUUGUACUUAGGAAUCCAAGGAGUGGUUUUGGGAUGGCAAGAUGACGGGUUUUCCAUGUACCACUCGUAGCUGACCAGCCAAGAUGUUUGUUCGGUCCACAUUGAGCAUUUGCUUCUUUUUAAACACUGUGGAGUCACGAUCAGAAUUGCCAUAGUAGAGUAGACUUCUAUCCACCCAACUGGUGGGGGUAAAAAUACAUCUGCAUUUGCGCACCAUACAAACGCACCUUGGCCGUCGCACUGUGGUUGUUGUUGGUACAUGGAAAAAAGUUUGUUACAUUUAGCUUCGCCUCAAAGCGUUCCAGUAACGGCUCAAUGAGUAUGUGAUGGAGGACAUAAAUGCAUACAUAGUAGUACAUACAUUUAAAUAUACCAGCAUGAUACCUUAUAGCCCCUACCCCCAAACCCCAUGUCCUGUCCAAAGUUUCAUUCACGCACACCUGCAAGGACACGUGUAUAUAUAUCAAGCACAAGAAUUCCUGACAAAAGCUUAUGCCACAGGACUCCUCAAACUUCACCAAUUAAAAAGGAAAGGUUCCACUUAAAUUGAUGCAGGCGUCAUACGAAUGACAUAACAGUGUCAUGACACAGUCAUGAGUGAGUUGUAAACUUGGUGUCAGUGUCAUAAAUGUUUUAUGGUCAUACAAAUUUGACAUUGUUAGGGCGGUCUUUGCCAUAACCAAAUGUCACUUAAUGAUAAAGUCAUAAAAUGUAUGACACAUGAACGACUGCAUUACGACACUGUUAUGAUAUUGUUAUGUCAUGCGAAUGACGCCGGCGUCAAGUGAAGUGUUAGCAAAGGAAAGAUGUCUGGAAUAGGUGUUGGUUGGUUGGAAGAGGUUUGGAAAGCUGUGUCGCUAGCACCAUCUGCUGACACAGACCUGUAAAGGCACCCUGUACAAUUCUGUCCUUCAAUGAAAAAAGGCUAAUGUUGCACUUUUCCCGUCCAUGGGUGGACAGAGGCAUGGGCUGUUCAGCACCAGCCCCACUGUCACUGUUCACAGUCACCGGUCAGCAUGCAAUAUACUGGUGGCGAAUCCAUCUUCUGCAGAAGGAGGUUUGACAUGCCUGAAAUAUUUAUGUUUUUUUGUUGUCGUCUGGGG
This is a messenger RNA of Engraulis encrasicolus (European anchovy), 6579 nucleotides long. It is a transcript of the gene cpda, whose product is annotated as carboxypeptidase D, a. The record is from RefSeq and is a predicted model, not a curated record. Gene Ontology annotation, biological process: protein processing; peptide metabolic process. Lineage: Eukaryota; Metazoa; Chordata; Actinopteri; Clupeiformes; Engraulidae. Gene Ontology annotation, molecular function: metallocarboxypeptidase activity; zinc ion binding. Bases 123 to 4358 code for a protein of 1411 amino acids. The transcript is spliced from 21 exons.